Molecule: messenger RNA, 3911 nt
Organism: Homarus americanus (American lobster)
Lineage: Eukaryota; Metazoa; Arthropoda; Malacostraca; Decapoda; Nephropidae
Gene: OtopLa
Product: proton channel OtopLc-like
Exons: 13
Coding region: 232-1848 (538 amino acids)
Biological process (GO): proton transmembrane transport
Cellular component (GO): membrane
Molecular function (GO): proton channel activity
Source: RefSeq, a predicted model, not a curated record
UGCAGGACGUCGACGUUCAUCACGCUGUCGCUGCUGUACGCUACCCUGCUGGUGGUCGUGUGUCUGGGCUUCGUGUUGUCUGAGGUUCUCACCCACAAUGUUCCUCUCUACUACUACGAGGCUUUCUUCACGUACCUGUAUGGGCUAAGCAUACUGUUCCUGCUGUAUGUGUUCUGCUAUCUUCUCUCAGACUCUGCUCGCGACAGGAACCCCCCAAAACCCCAGGUCUUUAUGGGUCACCACUCUGGCCAGUACAAUGUGUCCGAGUAUGAAUAUUACGCAUACAAUGAGGGGGUGCUACAGAAGGUACGACAGCCAGAGGGUAUUCCUGAUGGGUCCCCUACUCAGGAGAAGCUGACUUCAUCUUCCUGCAGUAAGCCACGCAAGCACAAGACCUCUGACAACGAACACAGCCAUGGAUCAUUCUUCCUCAGGAUUGGUGCCAUUGCAUUUGGACUGGGUACAAUGAUCUACAAUGGUCUAGAGUUUGGAGUAUUUUUCGAGAUCCCGCUCUCGUCACCAUGUUACCAGAUCCUGCGGGGUGUCAACCCUCUGCUACAGCUGGUGUUCACGUUUAUGCAGAUGUAUUUCAUCUUUAUGAAUGCCAGGCUAAAUAUCCACAAGUUCAAAUUCCUUGCCCGGUUUGGUUUAAUGCACAUUGUGGCCACCAACCUGUGUGUGUGGGUGCGAACCUUGGUGCGGGAGAGCCUGAAGGAGAUCAAUGAGUUUAGGGUCUCCGAGGGACACAGGGGAGAAGACUACAUGAUCCUUGAGGGUAUUCGACGUGCACUGGAAAAUCGUGGCCUCUUGGCCCCCAACAAGUACCUCUAUAAUCUGGACGAUUUUGCUGAAAUGCAGGAAAUCAAUGAAACCAUGCAGCAGGCCAAUGGUUGGGUGAGUGAGGAGGACAUUGUCAACCGUACAUGUGGGCGUGUGGAGAUAAUGGGUUCCAUUGUAUCAGACUCUGCCCCAUACCUCUACCCCUUCAUCGUCGAGUACUCUCUUAUUGGUGCUUCAGUCCUCUAUAUAAUGUGGAAGCACAUUGGGCGGAAUCCAAGGAGGGAUUUACCACUGAAAGAAUCAUACCUACACGAAAGGUUUGUGUAUGACCCGGAGGUGGCAGGAGAUGGCAUGUCAGUUGUGUCUCGGCGCUGUCAUUCCCGUGUGGACUGUGUCGGUGCCAGCAAGGGGCUCUUCUGUGGCCUUCUUGUCUUGGUGGCUUCACUGAUAUGUCUCAUCCUCUUCUUCGUGCUAGUCAACCGAGAAGAGUUAAAGAUGCUGGCUAUAUACCUGGCUGACUGCUCUCACUGUGGGAUAAUGUUCUUCAGUAUCAUUGCCAUGUUCAUUGGUUUUGUCAGGGUUCGCCAGCUUAAAUUCCAUGGAGAACGAGAAGAGGAAUUGGAUGACAUUCUUCUUAUGGUCUCAGCCUUUGGACUCUUUGCAUAUGCAGUCUUUUCCACAGUGGCUGGGUCAAUGUCUGCCUACACUAAGGAACCAAAUUUGCUUGUCAUGGUCACAGGAAUUCUUUCUGUACUUCAGGUGAUUAUCCAGAUGGUGUUCAUCAAGGACACACAGCGUCGCCAGGUUUCCCUACCAGAACACGAACGAACCAAACCCGGGCGUCAGGUUGUUACGUUCCUGCUCAUCUGCAACCUGACUAUGUGGGUUAUCUACACCUUUGAAACUCAGAAGGUGGAAGCAAAUCCUGUCCAGCUGGACUUCUUUGGUGACCUCCCUUGGACAAUUUUGCUGCGAUGCACCUUGCCACUGGCCAUCUUCCAUCGCUUCCAUUCCACAGUGGUCUUGGCUGCCAUCUGGAAGAAUUCAUACAAGACCCGUAUUGAAUGAGGUUUACCAGGUAGGCCGCCGCCCACCACGACGGUCCACAGCAUCAGUAGUUGCUUUAUCCAUACCAACGGAGUGGCUCGAGGGGUCCCUGACAACCCACCCCCGGAAAUGGAACCUAUGCUUCACACACCUACUAGUCCCCCACCAGCCCUGGAUCAACGCUCUGAACACAAAGUUUCACUCUUCAGUAUCAUAUAAACAGUAUGGUUUCUGUUUGAAUGGUCCAGCAAGAUGCUAUUGAGAGUAUUUACUCUAAAUAUGUUAGUGAAAUAUUCAUCAAAACAGGGUUUGCAUAUACAGCAUAUUCCACAUCAAAAUGUGCCAUUUUAAAUGGAAAAUCACAAAAGUACAAGCAGCAAUGAUGCUAUGGACAGUGUUAUUUCUUAAUAUUGUAUUAGAUGUUUCUCAUGAGCAGUUUCCUGCAUUUCAAUGAAGGAAAUUUAAAUGUUUUUCAUGUGAGGAUUGCUAUAUUGGAUUUCCAGUACUACGUUUUUCAAAUCAGUAUUUCCGGUGUAACUGCGUGUGAAGGCUAUCAGACUCUGUGUUGUAAGUUAUGCCUCAAUGCUGUAAAUACUGUAGAUGCUUUCCCUGAGCUUUAAGUCUGGCAACUGCUUUUUGUUAUCUGCAGUAAUAGUGUACUUUAGGCUAAGUCGCAUGGAGAACUCACCUACCCUUUGCUCGUGGGUCCUGAUCAGGCUUUUUUUUUUCCACUAUUGCAAAUUAUAUGCUGUUCAAAUUAAUCCUGUGCAUGAAAAUACAUUUUACUUGCUUUUAGAGUAAAACUGCAAUGAAUUUGUUCAGAACAGGCAAAAAAAAUCAGCUGGUCGAGAUCCACCAAAUAAAUGUGUUCAGAAUGAGUCUCCGGCAGCUACAAAAAGUCACAAGGUGUUUUUUUUUCUCCCACUUCCAAGAUUUGUAUAUAUAUAAGGCUCACUCCAUGAUGUGUUUUAUCCAGCAGCACUUCCUGAUUAUGUUUACCGUUAGACUUAGGACUCCUGUUGCUGUAGGAAUGUGUUGUUUGUAUAACACAGUGGCUGCUUUUUGUACAUACCAUAUGUCUGUCUUGCUGUGUUUGGCCCAUCUCAGUAUUUCUCCAUAGUACAUGAUUGUAUUUGUGCAAGGUGGAAAGUAUUUCAUUUAUGUCCAUUUUAUAAUGUGAGUGGAGAUUGUGUAGUGUGAUACAUUUCACACAAUAACUGAUGAGACUUGGCCCAAGUACCUACCACAUGACUUCUCAUGAAGCACAAAGUACUGGACCAAAGUUCAUCAGAUAUAUCUUAUCCAGAACAAUUUGUAUGAAGUGUGUGUUCAUUGUACCUGUCCCAUAUUCGGCAUGAGCUACUGAGAAUACCCAAAUGAUUUUUUCUGAAAGUUAUGUUUAUUCCAAAUUUAUCCAAGGUUAUGAAGACAAUAAUGCAUGCAAGCCUUAUUUUCUAGAGAUUAAUUCUUCAAAGGAUAGAAUAUAUUUUUUGGCUCCUUUUGUUUCUCUGUAGCUAGUAGCUUAAAUGAAUCUCUUGGUGAGUAAGUGAGUAUUGACCAUAUAAGAUAAAACUUGUGUACAAUUGUGCAUCUCACAUUUUGGGGUUUGGAAACACGACAAUAAGUAGGAUGACCUUUAGCAAAGUUUUACAUGGAUUUUGCAUUUUUUGAAUAUGCGUAAUUUUGUAUUCACGAGCAAGUCACAAACCGGACUGUUCUCGUUUUGCAAGACUUGUAGCCAUGACUAGUAGCUCUUUUGUGCGUGGCAAGCCUCUGUGAACUUCAUCUGGAGCAAGUCUUCAUGCCGUGUUAUACAAGAAGUGUGGCCUGGGGAUCACUACUGUGUGUCCACUUCAUCAGCAGUAUUGGUUUUGCUUUACUAUCAGCAAAUUUACACUGCCAUAUUUUAUCCUUUCUGCAUCAGAUUCCCUGGAUGUGAUAAGUCACCUAAGAGGACCAUUUUUUCCACCAGGUUUAACAGAUGCUCAGAAUUCUCAUGAAGUAUUUGAUGAAUUGUCUUGACACACAGUAGACAGGCCACUUACUAUGUUUACUGCAUUAAAUAUAAAUGUUCGUACCAUAAA